This is a messenger RNA of Anolis carolinensis (green anole), 3882 nucleotides long. RefSeq names its product T-box transcription factor 4 (gene tbx4). Gene Ontology annotation, molecular function: DNA-binding transcription factor activity, RNA polymerase II-specific; RNA polymerase II cis-regulatory region sequence-specific DNA binding. The transcript has 9 exons. The coding region runs from base 686 to 2299 and encodes 537 amino acids. Gene Ontology annotation, biological process: angiogenesis; positive regulation of DNA-templated transcription; cell fate specification. NCBI's taxonomy places the organism in Eukaryota, Metazoa, Chordata, Lepidosauria, Squamata, Anolidae. The record is from RefSeq and is a predicted model, not a curated record. Gene Ontology annotation, cellular component: nucleus.
UCACCCCGAAAGGGACUCAGGGCAGAUCACAAUGCGCAUAGACAUGGCAAAUAUUCAAUGCCAUUAUUAGACAUACGACAUAUAUAUAGACAGACACAGAGGCAAUUUAACAUUUUCCAGGGUUAUGCUCGAUUCCGGCCACAAGGGGAGCUGCUGCUUCAUCGACCACUUGUGACCCGAGCCCUUGAUGGUAGUACUUCCUCAUUCUUCCGCACACUGCUGAACGUUUUUAUGGUGUCGUAAAUUAGUUAAAUUAGCCUCCCCGCAUAAAGCGGCACCUAGAAUUUCCUACUCAACAGAUGCAACUGCUCUGGUAGUCCGCAAGCUAGGCUAUUAACGGUCAGCUGGGAUCCCGUCGUCUCCUGCUGCCUUGUGAUUAGCAAUGCUUCUUAAGGCCCAUUCAACCUCACUCCUCAGGAUGUCUGGUUCUAUCCUUUAUAUUAUUAUUAUCCUUCCUAUACAGAUCUUCUAUAUAUCCCCUAUAAUAGGGGAUGCUAUUAGAAAAAGAAAAUAGUUGGUCAUUGUUGUGUAAUUUCAGGUCAUUGCUAACUUAUAGUAACUCUAUUUCAGGGUUUUCUGGAGCCGAGCGAAUGGAACGUGCCCAGAAUCGCCCUUCGGUUUCCAUGGCUGAGCAGGAAUCCAAACUCUACUCUUCGGCGGCUCAACUCUCAAACUACUACAGGCAAUGCUCCAGGAGAAAAGCUUGUCUGAGCCGGAGGAUGGGUUCGCAGCACCUCAGGCUCCAGUCCGUGCCGAAACAACCACGGGUUCCCCGGUCCUUGGCGUGGCGGGAGUCAGCAGCACCCCUCUGAACAGUCCGCAGGUUCCCGAUCCAGAACAGACCAUUGAGAACAUCAAAGUCUACCUGCACGAGAAGGAGCUAUGGAAGAAAUUCCACGAAGCUGGCACGGAAAUGAUCAUAACUAAAGCGGGGAGGAGGAUGUUCCCAAGUUACAAAGUGAAAGUCACGGGGAUGAACCCCAAGACCAAAUACAUCUUGCUGAUCGACAUUGUCCCGGCCGACGACCACCGCUACAAGUUCUGCGACAACAAAUGGAUGGUGGCAGGAAAGGCUGAGCCCGCAAUGCCCGGCCGGCUCUAUGUCCACCCGGACUCGCCAGCCACCGGGGCCCACUGGAUGCGCCAACUGGUCUCCUUCCAGAAACUGAAGCUCACCAACAACCACCUGGAUCCCUUUGGACAUAUCAUUCUCAAUUCGAUGCACAAGUACCAACCGAGGCUGCACAUUGUGAAAGCCGAUGAAAACAACGCGUUUGGCUCCAAGAACACGGCGUUCUGCACACACGUGUUUCCAGAGACGUCCUUCAUAUCAGUGACAUCCUAUCAGAACCACAAGAUAACGCAGCUGAAGAUCGAAAACAACCCGUUUGCCAAGGGCUUCAGGGGAAGCGACGACAGCGACCUCCGCGUGGCACGAUUGCAGAGCAAGGAGUACCCUGUGAUCUCCAAGAGCAUCAUGCGCCAGCGGCUGGUGUCCACCCACGGGCAGCUCUCUGGGAAGUCCGACGUGGGCUCCCUCCACGGCAGCCACCAGGGCCUCCAGCACUACCAGUAUGAGAACGGCGCUCACAUGCAGUUUGCCUCCGCCGACGGGCAGGACCUGCCACUCAACACCUUCGCGGCGCAAAGGGAGUCGGGGCUCUUCUACCACUGCCUCAAGCGGAGAGAGGGUUCCCGCCACUUGGACCUUCCUUGCAAGCGCUCUUACCUAGACGCCUCGUCCUCGGUCGGAGAGGAGCACUAUUUCCGGUCUCCGCCCCCCUACGACCAGCAAAUGCUGAGCCCUCCCUACUGCGGCGACAUGACACCCCGGGAAGCGUGCAUGUACUCUGGCUCUGGGGCCGAAAUCGCCGGCGUCUCCUCGGUGGAGGACCUGCCUCCUCCCCCCCCUCCUCCCCUGAGUUGCAAUAUGUGGACCUCGGUGGCCCCUUACACCAGCUACAGCGUUCAGACAAUGGAGACAGUGCCCUACCAGCCCUUCCCGGCCCACUUCACCGCCACCACCAUGAUGCCGCGCCUCCCCACCAUCGCCAACCAGAGCUCCCAGCCUCCGGGCAACAGCCCCUUCUCCGUCUACAACCAGGUCCGGGAGCGGGUCCCGCCGACGUCCUUCCCGAGGGAACGGGUGCACCCCUCGGUUUGCGAGAGGAAGCCCCCCUCGCCCCACCUCAGCACGGCCAACGAGUUUCUGUACUCGCAGACCUUCUCGCUCUCCAGGGAGUCCUCCUUGCAGUACCAUUCGGGGAUGGGGACGGUGGACAACUGGACCGAUGGAUGACUCCGUCAAGCGAGCCCAUGCGCCGGAACUCUCUGCACCAGGACAGUGAUUACUCGGUGUUAAUACCUGUGGGUGACUUACACUUCCGUGACACCAAAGAGCUAGAUUGUCCUUAGACCUCAACGCCCGUCUCAGUCGGGGAGGGAAGUGGGGUGCAACACAACUCUUGACUCCAUGGCCUGGAUCCACCAGCCAGUCUUUGCCUCCGAAGGAAAGAUUACUCAGAAAUACUCAGAAACCUAACAGCCAAACCAACAAAAAAUACCCACAUAGAUGGUUCACAAAAUCCUACUCCAUUUUCUGCCAUUUGUGAAACAAGAGAGGAAGAUUUAUUUCCAGAGGGACACUCUUGCUGUUGCUGGAGGAACAUUGAGAGGUGUGGUGGUUCUCGUGAAGCUUUUCCUUGAUUUGCGUCUACUGGGAAGAGGCUGAUAGCCAUGCAGUGGGUGGCUUUCACAGUGUUCAACCUUAGGGUUGGACUGGAUGGCCCAUGAGGUCUCUUCCAACUCUACGAUUCUAUGAUUCUAUUUCUCUCACUGUUAGCAGCAAGUUCCAGUCCCACAUCAGGAGGGGCAAUGCCAACUAUCUUAUAGAGCAGACACGGGCAAACAUUUUCGCCUUGGGGCCGCAUUGUGGGCCCAGCCAGGAAGGCGGGCCGGGAGGGAGAGGACCUGGGAGAGGACAGGAGGUGGGGCGGGGCCUGGGUUCACCCCAUCCUUAUGCUGGGAGGAAAAUGAGAUGUGAUGAUUGCCCCAAUCUUCCCCGCGAUCUUUGGGCUGUCCUCUCAGCACUAUGCCGGGAGGAGGGUGAGACUAGUGACGUCCGAGAGCUCUCUGGAGGGCUCUCAACCUCUGCGUGCCUUCCUCAAGCCGUCCUCCUGGCAUAGGAGAUGCUGCUCACACUGUCCUUAAGCCGGGAGGACAACGAGACAUGCAGUGGCUGAGAGCACUCCGGUUGGCUCUCAACCCCUCCAUGCCUCCUCAAGCCAUCCUUCCGGCGUAAGGACAGGGCUGCUCACCAUCUUUAUACCUUUAUACCAAGAGGAGAGCGAGACUUGCGGUGGCUGAGAGCACUCCGGUUGGCUCUCAACUCCUCCAUGCUAUCCUCCUGGCAUAAGGACAGGGCUGCUCACUGUCCUUUUGCCGAGAGGAGAGUGAGACUUGUGGUGGCGGAGAGCACUCCGGUUGGCUCUCAACCCCUCCAUGCCUCCUCAAGCCAUCCUUCCGGCGUAAGGACAGGGCUGCUCACCAUCUUUAUACCUUUAUACCAAGAGGAGAGCGAGACUUGUGGUGGCGGAGAGCACUCCGGUUGGCUCUCAACUCCUCCAUGCCAUCCUCCCGGCGUAAGGACAGGGCUGCUCACCAUCCUUAAGUCAGGAGGAGAGCGAGACAUGCAGUGGCUGAGAGCACUCCGGUUGGCUCUCAACCAUUCCAUGCCUUCAAGCCGUCCUCCUGGCGUAAGGACAGGGCUGCUCACCAUCCUUUUGCUGAGAGGAGAGUGAGACUUGCGGUGGCUGAGAGCACUCCGGUUGGCUCUCAACCGUUCCAUGCCUUCAAGCCGUCCUCCUGGCGUAAGGACAGGGC